Symsagittifera roscoffensis is the source of this 1281-nucleotide messenger RNA. RefSeq names its product gamma-aminobutyric acid receptor-associated protein-like 2. Gene Ontology annotation, biological process: autophagosome assembly; cellular response to nitrogen starvation; macroautophagy. Gene Ontology annotation, molecular function: ubiquitin protein ligase binding. Lineage: Eukaryota; Metazoa; Xenacoelomorpha; Acoela; Convolutidae. The transcript has 5 exons. The record is from RefSeq and is a predicted model, not a curated record. Bases 62 to 412 code for a protein of 116 amino acids. Gene Ontology annotation, cellular component: cytosol; autophagosome; autophagosome membrane.
AAACUUAUUAAAUAGAUCAUAUUGAGCCUUGCAAAUUGUGAGAUAUCUACAGCGCCUUGCCAUGAAGUGGAGGUUCAAGGUUGAGUACACAGAGGAGCAAAGGAAAAGCGAGUCUGCAAAAAUCCGAGCGAAAUACCCUGAAAGAAUUCCUGUGAUUGUGGAGAAAGUGCCCCGCUCGGAGAUCGACGAAAUCGACAAGAGGAAGUAUUUGGUACCCAGUGACAUCACAGUUGCACAGUUCUUGUGGAUCCUGCGCAAGAGAAUCCACCUGCCCCCAGAAAGAGCCCUGUUCCUCUUCGUCGGAAAGAUGAUCCCAUCCACCAGUUCAAAUAUGGGAACGCUGUACGACGAUUACAAGGACUCCGAUGGCUUCCUAUACAUGGCGUACAGCGGAGAGAAUGUGUUUGGAUAGAGGGAUUUCAACUACAGUUGAUGCUCCUUGUUGACAGGAGGCAACGGGGGAUUUUAGUCGAUUUGCUCUCGAACUGAUCUUAUAUGAUUCCGAAUAGUAUUUACGUAACUAUCAGUAGUAGUUACACAUAUAGAUAACUGUUAGAUUUUAGAUGAAUUUUUAAACCUUCAUUAUAACUGCAUUCGUAGUACCAGGCCGAACGACCCACUCCAUUUUCCAACUUAUUAGUACGAAAGCUUCUAGAAAUGUACACCACUUCUGUAAUAUACCUACAACAUGAGGGUUAUUGCGACACUUCAUUUCACAAGUUUUGCGAACAUAUUUGUGGUGUUUGUUCAGAGUAUUUAUGUUCCCCAUCUUUGGAAAGUACUUUGUCGGCCUGGUGCGCAAGAUUAAGAUGGAUCAUUUCUAUCCCUAUCGUAACAGCUUGAAUUUUCUUUCAAUCGGUGUUUUCAUGAUUCGCAUGUUGCCGUGUGUUUUAGUUUGACGAGGUUGAAGGUUCGAACUUUUCUAUUAGUUAACAAAUAUAUGCAGAAGUGAUUUUAAGUUUCAUCUGGUUUUAAGUGGGCAAAUAAACAAGUUCCGAAGUUUUUGAUGAGUAACAAUGAUAAAUGUAACCAGCUUUAAUGUUGAUGUAAUGAGUGUUGGUUGACCUCAAAUGCUUUUUCUUUCCUGUGGCAUUAUUUCGUUGACAAAUUAAAUCAACACAAGAACAGAAUGGGUCAACAAAUACUAACAAAUAAAAUGAACCAAAUGAAUGUCAACCUUCUUAAUAACUCAUUUUGCAAAAUCAUGUUUGUGUGCUGUAAUUUUCAUGCGCGAAAUUUGGAAAUGAUUACAUCUGACUAAAAACAAAACUAGUGGAAAAA